AUGUGUGUCAACGCUGGAGACAACGAGCACAGGAAGCACCAAGGGGAGAAACGGGGCAUGGAGAGCGGCGAAACUGUGCUGUUGCAUCUUCACGGGCGAACUUCAACGAGUCGUCACCAACGGCGAUGGUAUCGUUGGGGGCGGGAAUGGACACACACGAGGGGGCUACGGCUCAGGGAUUCGGUGGACACCAAGGUGUCCGCUCGAGGUGGGCCAAGCGCUCGUUCUUCGCGUCAAGAGCGUAGCGCCCUUCUUGCGCAGCAGGCGGGGGCGGUCAACGAAGUAGCCAAGACGGUGUCGGGGUUUCUAGAGAGGAUGGACGGCGGUGUUGGCCAGGGGUGCGUGGUCCCGGUGAAGGCCGACCUGAGCGUGGAAGGGAAGGGUGCAGGAGGGAGCUGUUCGAGGCGGGCUAGCUUAGCCUGCGGUAACCUGCGGAGCGCGUGGAUCUUGGAGGGAGGGGCUGACCAUCCUUCGCUUUUUGCGCCACCUUCGUCUCGGCUAUUCCUUCCUUGGCGCGGCCCCAGAACAGCGCCAAUUCCCUGAUGGGUGGGUGGAAAUGGGGCAGCGACAACCCUCAGGCUUGCUUAGAAGAAUGGGUGGUCGUUCAACGGAACGGAUUGGCGUGCGGUACCCCCGUAGAGGUUCCUGGAGGGACCGACUACGGGGGGGUGGGUUUCGUGGGCAAGGCACCGGCGUACGUUAUAGGGUACAAAAUUUUCUUCGUCUUUGUCUUCUUGUUCCGCGAGGGGAGGGUGUGGCGAGUGGUGCCCUGGCUACUGGGGACGAAGAGCUUUGAGGACAGCGAUCGACGCGGGUUGGAGGGGGGCGGGGAGUGGAAGACGGGAGCGGUAGAACUCAUGGAGAGGUUAUGAAAUGCAAAUAGCUCGGCAAUCCGAAAGCCAUGGACUUGUCGUGCGGGAGGAUUCAACGUGAAGAGAUGGCGACGAGUGCAUGCGGCAGCCCUCGUCUCCCUUGAGGGUAGCAUGGAAACGCACGGGGAGCCAAGUACCCGGCGUUUGCCACCGCUCUAGGCGCAUGAGGUUCGACUCUCAUCGCUGCGCUAUCCGGAGCACGUCCACACAAUCAAUCCGUGUAUAACGCACUCAAGUGUAUAGAGCCGAUCGCAACCGCGGGGGUUGCCAAUCGGAAAACAUAUGCUUUUUCUUAUUGAUGGUAGAGGCCACACACACCCACAGAGAGCCCUCGUCCUGCCUCCCCAUCUCGAGCUACUCCUCCAAACCCGUACUACUACUACUACCCGUACCGUUAUAGCCGUUCCCGUUUCCCGUACCCGUACCCGUACCCGUCCCAGAUAACUGCGCCAACGUACCCAGGCCGACUCAGUCUCGAAGAGCCCCCGCUACAGGGCCCUUCAAUCCACCACGCGUCUUGUUUCUAAUGUAUUGCAUCCCGUUCUCGGGGGGUAGGCUACUCUUAAAUAAUAGUGUAGUCUAUUAUCAAUAUUAGCUCCCUCUCACUGCAGUCAGUCACACCCCAAACUGACGCGCACCGAUGAGCGAUCCGCACCAACAGCAGUUGUAGUGCAGUCACGAGGAACCCCCGCUACAGGGUCCCCCGAACAUGGAGCGGAACUGGACAAAUAACAAGUGAAAAACACGAAGACAAACAAACAUACAUAUAUCGCAAGGUUGGAAAGGAAAAACUCCAUACCCCGCCUUCCAAAAUUAAAUUCUACUGGUCUGGUAAGAUUUCUUAUAGAGAAAAGGUAAAAAUACUUUGAAAAUUAAGUUGUACUGGUCUGGUAAGAUUUUGUAUUGAGAAAAAGGUAAUAUACUCGUAAAAUAAAAUAAAAUACUUCAAAGCAACAAGCAGUCAGCAACAAUGCUGCAUCCUCGUACGCUUAGGAUAAAUAAAGUGGAAUACAGCGAACGCACCAGAGGAUUUGGAAAGAGAACUGAAUCAACUUUCGCUCCUCCGGACAAAGAGGCGACCGCUGUUUAACGACCGCCUUUCAACGCGCUAUCUACC
Molecule: messenger RNA, 1989 nt
Organism: Ectocarpus siliculosus
Lineage: Eukaryota; Phaeophyceae; Ectocarpales; Ectocarpaceae
Source: the annotation of a GenBank genome assembly